GUGACUGCUCUGCUGGCAUUCUUGGCUAUUCGUCCCUGCUGGGCACUCUGCAACGCCUUUCCGGGUGAGUGAUCUCGUGUGCAGACUUGCAAAGCUCCGCUGACCGUAUACUUGCAGGCGACGCCGUGAAGCAUCUGGAUGUGGGAGAGAACGGGCCCGUGAGGAUGGUCGUUGACACAUCGGCUCGAUACCAACUCAACACAUCCGUCGGUGCUCAAGAAUGGGCCAACCUCAUGCCAUCCGGAGAGCAUCUCAUACGUCUGCAAGAGGGGGAGGAAACACAGACGUACAGCCUAGCCCUCUUCCACCAGCUUCGAUGCCUAGACAUCCUCCGGGACGACUACGUCUCAGGAAAGCCUUUGCCGUUGCGAAAGCACUGUCUCAACUACAUCAGACAAAGCGUACUGUGCAUUGCCGACACUCACCUAGAGUACAGCAAGGCAGGACUUGCGGUGACACAUUACAUCGAGACGGUCUGCAAUGAUUGGACUGCAGUUCACAAGGCAGCUGAAAAGAAUUUCGUAGAAUGGAAGAGAGCUAAUGGGGCUUGAAAAAAAUGUCAUUAUUUUGACCUU
Messenger RNA from Phanerochaete carnosa HHB-10118-sp, 575 nucleotides. RefSeq lists its product as uncharacterized. The transcript has 2 exons. Gene Ontology annotation, biological process: mycotoxin biosynthetic process. The record is from RefSeq and is a predicted model, not a curated record. Lineage: Eukaryota; Fungi; Basidiomycota; Agaricomycetes; Polyporales; Phanerochaetaceae. Bases 234 to 551 code for a protein of 105 amino acids.